Molecule: messenger RNA, 1044 nt
Organism: Arvicanthis niloticus (Nile rat)
Lineage: Eukaryota; Metazoa; Chordata; Mammalia; Rodentia; Muridae
Product: cryptic protein-like
Biological process (GO): blood vessel development; anterior/posterior pattern specification; determination of left/right symmetry
Cellular component (GO): extracellular region; cell surface
Molecular function (GO): nodal binding; activin receptor binding
Source: RefSeq, a predicted model, not a curated record
CAGGACUGUAUAGGGUCAGCACUUCAAGCCUGAUGGCUCAGCAGUCCUGACCUGAGAGAGCUUCAGCACCUGGACUCACGGUCUUCCUUCAGCCCUGCCAUCUUCUGGUCCAGGCAGAGGACAGAGACAUCCCCGUCUUGCAAGCUUGUGCAUUCUGUAACCUGCUAUAGUGGCUCCAAGACCUAGAGUAAAGGACUCCUCCAGGACUAGAACAUUUGAGUUUCAACUUCUGUGGCCAUUGAUCCCCAAGCACAGAUGAGAGGGAACUUACCAACCCAGUGUGUCGGUUUGAAACCGCACCAAGCCAGGCCUCUGUUCUUGAUGACUGUGGCGUUGCAGCUCAUCAAUCGGGGAAACAGCUAUCAGAGCGAAGGAGAUGGAGCCAGAGAAAUCAGCAAUAUCCUGUCUCCAAUGCUCCCAGUGGACGGAACUCUGAGUAAUUCCAGUAGAAGGAAUGACAGCCAAGAGGGAGUGCACCAAUGGGAUUUCCUUCCGGACUCCAGCACUUCGGGAGAGAGUGCGGUCCCUGGAUCCCGCUGUUGCCACAAUGGAGGCACCUGCGUUCUCGGCAGUUUCUGCGUGUGUCCUGCGCACUUCACUGGUCGCUAUUGCGAGCACGACCAGAGGCACAGAGACUGUGGCGCCCUAGGUCAUGGAGCUUGGACCCUGCACAGCUGCCGUCUAUGUAGAUGCAUCUUCUCAGCCCUGUACUGCCUCCCACGCCAAACGUUCAAUCACUGUGACCUGAAAAGCUUCCUCUCUUCAGGCGACAGAGGAUCAAGAGCAUGCAGCAUCCCAAGUCUCCUCCUGCUGAUGCUCUGCCUCCUCCUGCAGGGUGUGGCAGGUAAAGGCUGAGGCCCCUAAGUGCCAUGACAGAAUCUCCUCCUGAGCCUGCAAGGUGUCACUCUUCAUUACACAGGCACCACAGUAUGCCAGCAGGAAAACUGGGUGGUGGGCAUCUGCCUCGAUGUUGUAUCCUGUAAAUAACAGAAUCACUGAAAUAUGCUAGAUCCUUGAGCUGUACAAUAAAGACGCUUAGUGGUG